AGAUUUUAAUUUUUUCUUUAAACAAUCAUGGUAAGAUAAUGAGUUCUAUUUGUCUAGGCUAGAGGACCUAAGAAACAUAUGAAAAGAAUCACAGCACCAAAAAGUUGGAUGCUUUCAAAGUUGGGAGGAAAUUGGACCACAAGACCCUCAUAAGGACCUCAUAAGUUGAGAGAAUCAAUCCCAUUGUCUGUUAUAUUGCAACAUAAAUUGAAAUACGCUCUCUAUGCUAGAGACGUCUAAAUGAUUCUUGCUGAUAAGGAUGGCAAUAUUAAAGUUGAUGGAAAAGUGAGAUCUGACUUCGGAUACCCAGUUGGAUUGUUGGGUAUUAAUUCGUUUAUUAUUCGUAAAUCAGAUGUUAUUACCAUCGACAAGACAAGAGAGAGUUAUAGAGUGUUGUAUGAUGUCUAAGGAAAAUUCAUUUUAAAAUCCAUCAAACCAGAUGAAGCUAAGUUCAAGCUUGUCAAGGUUACUCAAAAGAAGGUUGGACCAAACAACGUUCCCUACAUUGUUACCAAUGAUGCCAGAACAAUCAGAUAUCCAAACCCAGAAAUUCAUGUUAAUGACACUCUCAAAAUCGAUUUGGAAACCGGCAAGGUUGUUGAUUUCAUCAAGGAAGAACCAGGUAAUCCAAUGCAAUUACAAUAUUAGGAAAUAUUUGCUAUAUUGUAGGAGGAAACAACAUUGGAAGAGUAGGACUCAUUCAACACAGAGAGAGACAUCUUGGAUCUUUCGAUAUUGUUCAUGUCAAGGUAUGGAUUGAUGUCUAAAUCUUUCUUAGGAUUCAAAUGGAAAACACUUUUCCACCAGAAUUAACAACAUCUUCACUAUUGGUAAAGGAAAGAAACCCUUAAUUUCACUCCCAGAUGAUAAUGGUUUGUAUUUGACUGCCCUUGAAAAGAAAUAAGCCAGAGAACAUCAUGAAGAAUAAUAAAAAUAAUGAUAUUUUAAAAGUAUAGUACAUAUUUACGAACAAAAUAGAUAAUUAUGAA
This is a messenger RNA of Paramecium octaurelia, 989 nucleotides long. Lineage: Eukaryota; Ciliophora; Oligohymenophorea; Peniculida; Parameciidae. The record is from the annotation of a GenBank genome assembly.